This is a messenger RNA of Trypanosoma grayi, 2925 nucleotides long. RefSeq lists its product as hypothetical. The coding region runs from base 1 to 2925 and encodes 974 amino acids. The transcript has a single exon. Lineage: Eukaryota; Euglenozoa; Kinetoplastea; Trypanosomatida; Trypanosomatidae. The record is from RefSeq and is a predicted model, not a curated record.
AUGUCCGGCUUCAAGGAAGGGAGUGCGGCUUCUGGCGCCCAACAGUUGUCUGAUCGUAAGGCCACACGGCAGAAAACCUUGGUAAACAAAGAGAAAAUUCAACAACUCGAGUCAUUCAUAUCCGUAAGUUGUGCCCAGCAUGUUCCGGAGCCACAACGUGGUACCAACGUCAGGAAAGUAUUGGAUGAGUUAAGCUGCAUACAGCCUUCACUUUCGGGUAUAGUUCUGAUGGUGCGACGAUAUUUGAAGGAACUUUCGGCAUCGGGUGAGAGUGUACAGGAAUCGCAUCGAAUGGAAAUAAAGAAUUUAGAGCAGAAUAUCUACAAGAAGUAUGAGUCAUUUUUCGAGGAGAAAAUACUUCAGCUUAUCCGUGACAAGAGGAAGUCAGAGUCAACCUGCAAACAACUUCGUGAUGAGAUUCUAAUGCUGAGAAAAGAGCGAGAUGAAGAACUGAUGAAGGCCAAAGAAACGGUAAUGUUGCGGUUAAAUGAGUGCCAGCGAAAAGAAGAUGAGUUUAGCUCGUUCAGAAAAUUAAUAGCUUCGGUUUUCAAAACAAACGAGAGUCUUGUUAACCGUGUUGAGGAUUUGGAAACACUUCUGCGAAAGCAUCGUAUUGAAGUCCCACGCGCGGGUGAAGACCUUUAUACGUACAGCAAGCCAAAAAGUGAAGAUACUUCAAAACGACGCGAGGAAGACGGCGUGAGGAAAAUCCAGAGCCAGGUGUCGCUGAGCUUUAUGGAGGCAUCUAGGGAAGAGAUGAAUCUUGCACGUCUUUCCCUGCAGCGUGAGCUUCUAAACAGUGCAUUUGAUGAUAGGACGGCGUACCGUAUUCAAGUGAAUGGAUUAAAGAAUGACAAUUCUUCUUUACGCACACAAAUUGAAAUAUUGCAGGAUCAGGUCCUUGAUCUCGAAAAGUACAUUCACGAAAAACGUUUCGUGUCAGCCCUCGGAGAGGGUGGUGAAGUCCCCUUGACUCCAAGACCAAGGGAUGUUUCUUUUGCUGUUCAAACAGAUCUUGGUAUUGACUUGAAGAACUCAACCGCUCAGGUUGUUGCGGAACUUGCAGCAGUAGGGACAAAUCUCAAGCAUCAGUUAAACUCGGCUGUUAUGGCUCUUCGACAAUUGACAUCGGCGGUGGAGUGGAUGGAAGAGGAAACUGUGCUGAAAGUUGCAGAACACAGUAAUGUUCUGGGUGUCCUCCCAACAUUUGCAACUUCCCUAUGGGACAGUAUUCCUCACUUUCUGCGAACGCAUGUGGAGCCUAGUGUUCCUAAUCUUAGAUGGACUGAGACAGAAACUGCUACGUUGGUGUUUGACUUUUUCUCCAACUAUUCACACUUGAAGACGGCGUGUCGUGCAGAUCGAGAUUCAAAGAUGAUCGCUCCUCGCGUAUACCAGUUGUUUGAACGUUCUUCACAUCCUCUUGUCCGACUUGAUGCGACUGCGUCAGAAAUGCAGCAAAGUGAGAAUAAUAUUCCAUUUGGUUAUGUUGUGUCCUAUUUUAUUUCUAAAAUACUCAAGACAGCCACGUCGGAGUGUCCUCACUCCAAGCUGCUUCAAUCAGGUACUCUCAAUCCAGCAUUUCUUCACAACGGCAUUAGCGAUCCUGUGGAAAUGGAAUUUGGAAAGUUCAGCUAUAAUUUAUGGUACUCCACUCACCGGUACAAGGAACAACAGCCAUUGUGCCGUCUGUUUGUAGAUGUUGUGGAUGGAAGAUUACCUGUUCAGCUUUUUGAUACUAUGCAAAGGGUAUUACUUUUUGUGGAGACCCGCAUUCGAAAAUUUGAUUCUGACGGAAGUAAUUCCUUUACAUACAACAAAUUGGUUAGCUCGGUACUCAAACUUGUUGCGGAUAUGGAUGCCCAUGUUGGACGCUGUGUUACUCUUUCAGUGAUGGAAACCUUCAAAACAAAUCAGAUUCCACUGGUUGGUGGACGUAUUUUCCUUCCGGCCAUUCUGGCAGAUGAAACGUGUGUGGAACGAUCUGAUGUUCCGAGGUCUUCUCGGCAUCGAUCAAUAGUUGGUAUGCGUAUGUCAAGAAAAAGCAAUAUUUCUGAGCAGCCGCAAGGAGCCUCGGUACUGACACGUUUUUGGCGCAGGUUGAUUAUUCAACGCCACGAGAGAGUGUACAAUUUGUUAGAGAGAGUUCUUGGGCCGCUUGUCGUGGAGAGCCAGGUUGUUAUUGGUGUGUUUCUACUGCCCGUCCCAGUAGCUUUGGAGGCCGUAAAGGAAUUUGAUGAGAACCGUCUCAACCUUACAGCGGAAUAUCUAGCUGAAAGGUACCCGUCUCUUCCAGAGCAUGAUAUUAAAAUUCCUGGAGAGUCGUUGCGAGAAUCAGAGGCUCCAGCGGCGCCUACUUUUACAGAAAAAUACUCGAAUGUUUUAGGCGAGCGGAGAUUUUCUCUACGAGAGUUCAAAGAUAUUUCUCUGGAACAAUUGUUGGUUACUGCCUUGGAAGGGGUGCAACGAUUCAGUCGUUCGGUGCAUUUCCCCGUUGCUGCUCAGCAUCGGGCCGUGCCAUCCUUAGGUGCGCCUCUUCCUGAUGCUGUGGAUCCACCGAAGGAUGCGCAAACAGAGAAUGAAUCACCACAGAUAAAGAACACCAACAACAAGAAGGCUACUAAACAGAAAUCCAAAGGGAAAAAGAAGCUGGGGGCAUCUAGAUCUGUGGAACGAAAGCGCAAGACACCUUCGCCUCCACCGCCUGAGGAUGCUAUUCCAACACAGAUGACGGUCAACUCCGACAAGGAAAUGGUAGAGUGGUACGGCCUCUGCUUGGCGAUACGGCAAAGUACCCUUACGCUACCCGAGAGCAUUUUCGUCGACGAAAAGGUAUCUCAUCCAGAAAAAACACCCCUCGUGAGCGCAUUGGUUUCUUUGCCUCGGCUUGAAGCUGAGGAGUCGUGGCCGUGCCGGUCCUCAUGA